Molecule: messenger RNA, 876 nt
Organism: Miscanthus lutarioriparius
Lineage: Eukaryota; Viridiplantae; Streptophyta; Magnoliopsida; Poales; Poaceae
Source: the annotation of a GenBank genome assembly
AUGCUGCAAGGGUACGGUCACCUGUUCAGCCUUAGCCUCAGCCCAUUUCAAGUCGGCGGAAGUGCGCCGUGGAGUUGGGCAUUCCAACUGCUAUCAAAUGCGGCGGCGGGGGCGGCCACCGUCUCCGACCCCAUCAAGGAGAUCGGCCUCGUCCCGGCAAAGGCGCCAUACCUCAGCCGCCUCCUGCGCUUCCUUGCCUUCUUCGGGCUGUUCCAGGAGGAUGACGACGAGUCUGCGUCAGCUGAAAGCCAGACGGUGUACAAGCUGACUCCGACGUCGCGGCUCCUCGUCCAGGAGGCCGACAACGAUUCGACGUGCGACUUGUCCCACAUGCUGCUGCUGUUCACGCGCCCCAGCACCACUGUGUCAACCUUCUUCGACCUUGAGCGUUGGUUCAGAGAUCCAACUAGUACCAAGACUGUUUUCGAGGCGGCUCACGGUACGUCCACUUGGAGUCUCACCCAGAGCGACGCGUCGUUUAACGAUGCCAUGAACAGAGCUAGUGUGGCGGAUAGCCGAUUCACCAUGGAGGUUGUGAUCAAAGAGGCCGGUGGGUAUUUCAAGGGCCUGAAGACUCUGACGGAUGUCGGCGGCGGCCACGGCUGCUAUCGUUGCAGCCUUUCCGGACAUGCAGUGCACCGUGAUGGACCUCCAGCAAGUGGCCACGGUUUCGAGAGGGAUGAGCGUCAGUGGAAGACGAUAUUCUUGGAGGCUGGAUUCGCCAACUACACGGUGAUCCCAUUACAAGAUCCCUUAGCUAUGAUUGUGCUUCAUCAAAGUCCAUUGGUGGUGGAGACGACGGUGAAGGUGACCGGCGCCGGCGGGGCCAAGGAGGACUCGUUCCUGUCCACUGACGAGGCUGAGGCAGCGCCAUGA